Messenger RNA from Botrytis porri, 1089 nucleotides. RefSeq lists its product as uncharacterized. NCBI's taxonomy places the organism in Eukaryota, Fungi, Ascomycota, Leotiomycetes, Helotiales, Sclerotiniaceae. The transcript is spliced from 4 exons. Bases 1 to 1089 code for a protein of 362 amino acids. The record is from RefSeq and is a predicted model, not a curated record.
AUGUCUUUCUCCAAGAUCGCUGUUGUGGCUGGUGCCGCUUUUAUCUCUGGUGUUGCUGCUCACGGACGUGUCCAAGGUAUCACUGCUGAUGGAGUUUGGUAUGAGGGUUAUAACCCAGCUUUCCAAUACGAACAAGUUGCACCAGUUGUUGCUGGGUGGUCCGAUCCAACUGAUCAAUCGAAUGGUUUCAUUGCACCAGAUGCUUAUGGUACAUCCGACAUCAUUUGCCACUUGGCCGCUACCAACGCUCAAGGAUACGUUAAUGUUACUGCCGGAAGUGAGGUCAACUUGCAAUGGACUGUCUGGCCUGAUUCGCAUCACGGUCCAGUCAUUGACUACCUUGCUGCCUGUACCGGAAAUGAUUGUAAAACUGUCGACAAGACCACCCUUGGAUUCUUCAAGAUCGAUGGUGUAGGACUUGUCAAUGAUGCCACCGUCCCAGGUACAUGGGCAUCUGAUCAGCUCAUCGCCAACAACAACUCCUGGUCUGUCACCAUCCCAGAGUCCUUGGCACCAGGUGCCUACGUUCUCCGCCACGAGAUCAUCGCUCUCCACUCCGCUGAGCAAGCCAAUGGAGCUCAAAACUACCCACAAUGUGUUAACCUUUGGGUUUCCGGAACUGGAUCCGCUGUCCCAGCUAGCGCAGAUACCGUUCUUGGUACAGCUCUUUACACUGAGACUGAUGCUGGUGUUAACGUCAACAUCUAUGCCUCCCUCGCUUCUUACGAUGUUCCAGGUCCUACUCAAUGGGCUUCUGCUACUGCCUCCGUUGCUCAAGGUACUUCCGGAGCAGUUGCCACCGUUGCCGCUGUCGUUUCUUCCGCUGCUUCAUCUGCUGCCGCUGUUGCAACCUCAAGCGCCGCUUCUUCAGCCGCUAUCGUCGCCUCUUCUUCCGCUCAAACCACGGCCGCCGAAGUUGCCGCUACCAGUUCCGCUGCUAGCGUUGUCUCAUCAGUCAUUGCCAGUUCCGCAGCAUCAGUUGUCACUUCUGCCCCAGCUGUUACUGCUGCCCCUUCAAGCGUUGUUACUGAUAUGAUCACUGACUACGUUACCGUUACCGAUGUCGUAACUGUUACCGUCACUGCAUAA